AUGAAAAAGAAAAUUGUAAAUACUUAUAUGUUCCACCCCACCCCCCAAUCGCCCGUCUACAGAAACCGGGUCACCGCCGUCGAAUCGCCUGGUAAUAAAUCGUCCAUUUCAUCAUCCGACAAAGACGACGACCCACUCCAGAAAUUCUUGAAAAGAGACUACAAAUGGAGCUCCACUCAGGAAAUCGACUCGUUCACCAUUCACAAGGGUCUGUUCGAAACUAUAAGGUUAAUCUCCUCGAGGAAAGAAGACUCCGUUUGGAUACUGGAUUUCAGAUUAAAAUAUUAUUCGAAAUUUAUGAUUAUGAGGCAGCGCCAAUGGUCCGACACAAUUAGUACCCUAGAAUCAAUUUCCAGGAAAUUUGCUACUACUCGGAGCCCAAAAAAGAAACCGACUUUGAACUCUCUUGCUGAGGCCGAUGUCAGUUUCGAAGAUGAGCUGGUUGAAUGA
Striga asiatica is the source of this 450-nucleotide messenger RNA. Lineage: Eukaryota; Viridiplantae; Streptophyta; Magnoliopsida; Lamiales; Orobanchaceae. The record is from the annotation of a GenBank genome assembly.